GGCUGCCUGCAACUACGUCAGCAUACGCGAGCCUUUGAACCUUAUGGGGUUACCUCUAGCAGGAAUUGAACUGUGUUAAGAACCGGGGAGACAUAGUCUAGAUUCGGAACCACGCGCAUUGUCUGCAUUACGGGUUGGGUGUUAUCGACGGCUUUGCGUCUGAUCUUCCUCGCCCAUCCGCUCACUCCAGUCUCCUUCGUAUAAAACUCUCGAGCAGCCUCAAGCUGCAACUGCACAUCUUCCAACUUCCACCUAUCGCGAAUGCUAUACCCAGACUCUACUCGAUUCUUGGGCUCCUCGUAUUGAGCCUUGAAUUUGCGCAUGGGAAGGAAGCUGCGUGUGGAAGAGGGUGAUGUUGCGCUGCACGCCAAGGAGUACUGGGACAAGAAUAAAGACGGUCGAUGGAACGGACGGCAAAUCAGAAAUGCCUGUCACACCGCACUCGCGCUCGCCGAAUUUGAGGCUCAAGGCGGAAGCCACAAGACCGUUCACAACCCAAACGCGGAAGUCCACCUCCAGGAUAAGCAUUUCAGAACCGUCUCGGGCGCGUAUUUGGACUUCAUAAAGUAUCUUAAGGAGAUAUAUGGCACGUCCGCCGAGGAAAAAGCGCAAGAACAAGGUAUCAGAGCGAGGGAAAGCGAUGUUCGCUCUAUAGCUAAAGAUCAUGCGAAGUUCGCCUCUGGCCAGCUGCCGGCCGCCGGCGGGUCCGCUGGUUCGCACUCGUAUUGCAUCGACAACCCCGUCCCGUACCGGCACAGCCGCAGGCUACAAGUUCAAGAUUCCCUAACCAGUAUAUGCCCCAGCCGGAUCAGUUCAGCCAGCAUUGGAGCGUUUCCCCUGGAAUGGCUGGUCAGCACUAUCCGACGAUGCCAGAUGCCUCAAACGGGGAACGCCUGUUUCAGCAGCAGCCUCGUUCGUCUGGCCCGACGCCGUCAGUACCCAGCGUGGAUCAAGCGGGAGUAUUCCAAGAAACAGUGAGCGACCAGUACAGCAUGUUGGACCACCAGCGCCCGGAUAUCGGAAACAUGUGGCCUUCCGCGCCCAGGCACGCGUAGUCGGAGUGAGGAGCGAUUCCAAAGAUGGUUUCCUCUCUGACUUCCAAGGCAUAGGGGCAAGAAGUGGAAUGCAUGAUGGAGAUGAAGAUGGUGAUGAUGAUGCGACGAGCUUGAUGGCCUGAAC
Trematosphaeria pertusa is the source of this 1179-nucleotide messenger RNA. RefSeq lists its product as uncharacterized. The record is from RefSeq and is a predicted model, not a curated record. The transcript has a single exon. The coding region runs from base 322 to 978 and encodes 218 amino acids. NCBI's taxonomy places the organism in Eukaryota, Fungi, Ascomycota, Dothideomycetes, Pleosporales, Trematosphaeriaceae.